AUGCCACAGACCAACACAGCCUACUGUCUCCAUGCAGACCACGUCACAGACCACCACAGCCCAGCCUACUGUCUCCAUGCAGACCACGUCACAGACCACCACAGCCCAGACUACUGUCUCCAUGCAGACUACGUCACAGACCACCACAGCCCAGACUACUGUCUCCAUGCAGACCACGUCACAGACCACCACAGCCCAGCCUACUGUCUCCAUGCAGACCACGUCACAGACCACCACAGCCCAGACUACUGUCUCCAUGCAGACCACGUCACAGACCACCACAGCCCAGACUACUGUCUCCAAGCAGACCACGUCACAGACCACCACAGCCCAGACUACUUUUUCCAUGCAGACCACGUCACAGACCACCACAGCCCAGACUACUUUUUCCAUGCAGACCACGUCACAGACCACCACAGCCCAGACUACUUUUUCCAUGCAGACCACGUUACAGACCACCACAGCCCAGACUACUUUUUCCAAGCGGACCACGUCACAGACCACCACAGCCCAGACUACUGUCUCCAUGCAGACCACGUCACAGACCACCACAGCCCAGACUACUGUCUCCAAGCAGGCCACGUCACAGACCACCACAGCCCAGACUACUGUCUCCAUGCAGACCACGUCACAGACCACCACAGCCCAGACUACUGUCUCCAUGCAGACCACGUCACAGACCACCACAGCCCAGACUACUGUCUCCAAGCAGGCCACGUCACAGACCACCACAGCCCAGACUACUGUCUCCAAGCAGGCCACGUCAAAAUAUCUUCUGCAUUAAAGUAA
Coregonus clupeaformis (lake whitefish) is the source of this 789-nucleotide messenger RNA. RefSeq names its product histidine-rich protein PFHRP-II-like. The transcript has a single exon. NCBI's taxonomy places the organism in Eukaryota, Metazoa, Chordata, Actinopteri, Salmoniformes, Salmonidae. The record is from RefSeq and is a predicted model, not a curated record. Bases 1 to 789 code for a protein of 262 amino acids.